UCACGCAUCGCCCAUACAAGAUCACCCAACUUCCUCCGCAUAAAUUCUCUACAGUGUGUAUACGGACAAUUACCACCCGUACUAUAUAUGCACUUGUCUGCUCUAGCUCUCCAUACACACAGUCAUAUCAUAGAAAAGUAUACUACGACUGCUAGUACAGUGCAGUAUUACCGUACGUCGAGAGUAUAGUACACGCUUUAAACCUUAGCAGACAGCAUAAUCUUCUGAAGUACAUAACAAGAACAACAUCAGACAUCGUGUGUUCUCGUGAAGGUAGUUUUCUUUGGUCAUAUUAAGGGCCUCUAAUAAAACGAUGCCGAUGGAGUGGACAGAAACAGAGCGAGGAGGAAGAAAACUUUUAUUUGAUGGUUAUAUAUAUGUGAAGAAGAGGAAUUUAGCUGGUGGAUGGGAAAGCUUUGAAUGCAAUCAGAGAAGGAACAAAAAGCAAUGCAAAGCCUGCAUUAAAGUCAGGGUAUCUGGUGAAAAUGAAUUCAGAGAUAGAACAGAACACAACCAUCCGCCUGACCAUGGCAAAGCUAAUGCUUACAAGGUAAAGAAUGCUGUCAAGAGAAUGGCUUUGGAAACAGAUGAAAGUCCCAAACAGAUUCUGAUGGCUACAAUGCAGCAAGCAACGCAAGAAGGGUUGAUGGCCAUGCCAGGUCUAGAACACAUUAGAAGAUCCAUCCGGAGGCAACGCCAGGACAGUCGACAAUCAAUGAAAGUUGAAAGGGCAGUGGAGCCUGGUUUGAGCAAUAUUUGGAGCAGUAUCAGGAAACAGCAACGAGACAUCCAAGAAGCCCUUGUAGAUCGACGAAAGGACCAGGAAAUCCUUGAAGACAAUGGUCCAUCGUCGCUUCCAGGAAGGAGUGAUGAUGCCAUAGAAAAACCAGGUUGCAGUAUUCCAAACCAUGCACUGAAAAUAGAUCCAGAAACUGAAGGCAGAAGAUCAUCUUCACCUGCAAGAGAGGAUGAUACUGCAAUUCCAGGGCAUCCCCAAGAUGCCCUGUUAGAAUAUUUGGAUGGUGAUCAAUCAACAUCCCCUGCAGGAGAGCAUGAUGAAAGCAUAGCUUAUCAAGGUUCACAACAUAGAAAAAGGCAUCACCAAAACAUCCAACACACUAGCUUUAAUGACGGUCCAAAAUCAUCUUCCCUAGCUUCGUCUAAAUAUUGUGUUCUUCUGGAACAACCGUGCUCAAAAAGUGCAAAAAUGCAUCAUCAGGACAACCCUAGUGAGGGAAGUACAGGUCAUAGAUCCUCUGCAGUGAUGACUAGUGAUUAUGCAGCACCUUCGGGUUCUGGAAGUACAGAUAUGCAGGAGCAAGCCAUCCAAGACCUCUUAGCUACAGAUCAGGACAUCAACAGCCAAGGAUCAUCCUUUCCUGCUGCAGGGGUCCAUGAUCCAUUACCAGACCUGAGAGUUCUCAAGGAAGAACAUGAAGACCUUCAAAGAGCAUUCGGAAUCCAAUGGGAGUGUUAAGACCAGGGCCCCAUCUUGCAAAGAGUUGCAAUCGAUCUGAUCACAACUAUGGAAAGCCAGCAAUGCCAACAACUUUAAAGCAUAUUUGUUCAAAAUAUUUUCUAUACAAGAUGUAUAUUCAGACAUUCAUCAUUGACUGGACAAGUCAGUGUGCUUCCUCUGUGUUGACAAAGGAAAUAGUGCAGAUUUCUGGUCAGAAAAUUUAUGACAAUGAUGGAUUCCACAGAGGGGAGGUUGAUUGGAUCAAUCACAACUUUUUUUAAAGAUGGGACCUAGGGUAUACAAAGAAAUGCCAAAUGCCCUCUUUAACCAAACAACAGUGGAGUUGUCACCGGUCAAGCAAUGAAGUAGAUGACCCAUACUGUUACGACGAUUCCAGUGUAUCAAAUUUCUAUAUUUUCUUCUUUCCUUUGAAUCCAAGGCCAAUUAGCCAGAACUAAACAAAUAGACGGCAAAAAUGUGUGAAAUUGAAAUUUACCUGAAUUUCACCAAACACUGUACAAUCAAACCUACUUUAGCGACCAGUACCGGCUGCAAAGAAGAGUGUAAGCCUAGCAAUAUGCUAGGCUCUGUUACAACUGGUAAUAUGCCAGCAAUGAAUGCCCAAUGUCACAACAAUGUGUUUUUUUAUCAACAUAUGACAUCACAAUCAAAGUCUGGGCCCUCUCUUAGUGUUCUGUUAGCGAUAACAACAUUUCUGUGCAGCUGCCUCAGCUGUAUUGAAGGAACUCCUGUCUACAAAACCAAUAAUCUGGUUUCCAUUGAACAGUAUUCCCAAUUGAACCAUAUAUUCAAGAACCUGUCCAUAAAAAAAUCACUUUCCUUGUCUUCCUCGGGUAGUCUUUAUAUACUGGUGGGUGUUUCAUAAAGCUGCUCGUAAGUUAAGAGCGACUUUAAGAACGACUGGUGAUCCUUUCUUGUGGAAAAUGGUAUAUUCACUGGCAAUGGUUAAGCGCAUAAGGUUCAUCAGUCGUUCUUAAAGUCGCUCUUAACUUACGAACAGCUUUAUGAAACGACUCCCGGGUCCCACUGUUGAUUGUUCAUUUUCAUAACGAUUUCAUAUCAAUAUUAAGUUUGGUGAGGUUGUAUAACACAUGCAGUAAAUAAAUACAUUCUACACAAUCAUAUUCUUUGUAUGUACCAGUAAAUAUGUUUAAUAAAUAAUUUCUGAUAAAGAGAAACUUGGACAAGAGCACUUGUAACUUACUGCAGGUUGAUCUUUAUUUUGAGAAUUUGGUAAAAACUUGUUCAACAGUUGGAGUAUAUUUGAAAGGUCUAUACAGAUUACAAUGGUUGCCCAAAAAUUUGAACAGUGUAAACUAGUGUAUUCUAUAUGAAUGCACAUGAAACCAUUAUUCUGUCUAUCAGAGGUAUAUUUCCCAGUAUUCAGCUUUGAUUUCUUAGUUUUCAGUCUCAUUUCAGGUACAUGUACAUGUUGAACACGUAAGGACAUUAUUACCACAAACUACAACUUAAAAAUUUUCAAAUAUGACAGGUUAUGUCUUUGCAAAAAUCUCUAAACAUUGAAAUGUUUCAAAUUCAAAGGCACAAGACAUUUGAUUGUCUUCUUGCUGUCAAUUUCUAUGGAUUAACCAAAAAAAUUACAAGAUGCUAUACAUAUAUUAAGAAAUGGACCUACAUGUAUUCGCCGAGAACACAUCAAGCAAGAGUGUCAGUACAUAAGGGAAGACCACAAGAGGAAAAUAACUUAAUUGAAUUUAUUUAUAAAUAAUUUUUUUAGUCCCCCAGCAAAACUACCACCAAAAUAAUUUAGCACACUAUCAGUUGAACGUACAAGCCCUUAAAAAUGACACAAAUACAUUGUAUACACUUUAUACAAUACUAGAACAUUACGAUCAAAAGCAAUUAUCCUAAUGUUAUGGAAAUA
Molecule: messenger RNA, 3365 nt
Organism: Lytechinus variegatus (green sea urchin)
Lineage: Eukaryota; Metazoa; Echinodermata; Echinoidea; Temnopleuroida; Toxopneustidae
Exons: 2
Coding region: 314-1477 (387 amino acids)
Source: RefSeq, a predicted model, not a curated record